This is a messenger RNA of Pocillopora verrucosa, 3913 nucleotides long. Its product is annotated as protein arginine N-methyltransferase 9-like. Gene Ontology annotation, molecular function: protein-arginine N-methyltransferase activity; protein binding. The record is from RefSeq and is a predicted model, not a curated record. NCBI's taxonomy places the organism in Eukaryota, Metazoa, Cnidaria, Anthozoa, Scleractinia, Pocilloporidae. Gene Ontology annotation, biological process: peptidyl-arginine methylation. Gene Ontology annotation, cellular component: nucleus.
AGAUGGCGACGAGGAUGACAGCUUUUAGUGCUAUCAAUGAAGCGCCCUUUUCUGCUAAGAAUUCGUGGCUUUCCUCAUGAAUCUCUGGAUAAUUGUUUCAUUUUAGCUAUAAGAGUUUGGAAAAGUUACCGAAAAUGCAAGAAAACUCUCCUUACUCCCAGCAUUUUCAUGCUGCAAAGAGCUGUCUUCGUCGUGAACAGUACGGCGAUGCCUUGGCACAUUUAGUAUUUCUGGCUAAUGUGGAACCGUCACUCAAAGAAACGUUAGAAGAAGAAUUCGUCCUCGCUUUACGAAAUUGGUUAGAAAUACUCGAGUCUCAUGGCGAGCUGGAUAAAAUGAUGAUUUGUCUUCAGGAAGCAUUGAAGCUGUAUCCUCAAAGUGAGAUCGUUCUCAUUAACACAGGAGCAAACUUGAUCAAGUUGGGUUUCACUGACGAGGCUGCUUCGUGUUUUAGAAGGGCAUUACAUGUAAAUCCAACAAGCAUUAGAGCGAAAGAAAAUCUUGAAAAUGUUGCAAAUCUUUUGGUUGAGAGGUGGCAUUUUAGAAUGUUAAAUGACAAGAAAAGAAAUUCAGCCUACAAACGAGCCAUUUCCAAGGCAAUAGGCCAAGGCCAUGACAUUGUCUUGGAUAUUGGAAGUGGUACUGGUAUUCUAAGUAUGUUUGCUGUUCAAAGCGGAUCAAAAGAGGUGUAUGCCUGCGAAAUGUCCAAGACCAUGUUUGAAUUGGGCCACGAUGUACUGAGGGCUAAUAACAUGGAAAAGUUGAUUCACACCAUACAUAAAAAAUCAACUGAGAUGACAGUAGGUAAGGAUAUCCCAAAGCAGGUUUCUUUGGUGGUGACAGAGACACUUGACUGUGGUCUCCUUGGAGAAGGAAUUCUCACCACUGUAGAACAUGCAUGGUCUAACUUGCUAAUUCACCCACCAGAGAACUCAGACUCUAAUGUAAAACCCAUUUCUAAGGUCAUUCCUGGUGGUGCUGUUCUUUAUGCCAUGGUAAUUAUGUGCGAUGACAUCAGAAAUCAAACAAGGUGUAAACCAUCAAUGAGUGGAUUAAAAAUGUUUCCCAAGUGUAGCAUAGGAGGAGAGGUAAUGGAACGAAAGGUAGAAAUACCAUCUGUGAGUGUCAGUGCAUUUGAUCAGCUUGAACCCUACAAUACAGAGAGUUUGAACCAGUUAAGAGGUGGAUUUACAUCUCUCACAUGCCCCUUUAAAGUGACAGAGUAUGAUUUUAACAAUCCUAGUAGCUUGAACAAGGACAGGGACUUGAAGUUUGAAAUCACUGCAACCCACUGUGGUCAAGCUGAUGCAGUUGCAGUCUGGUUUGAUUUGCUACUAGAUGAAGAUAUAACUCUUUCAACUGGCCCCAAAGAUGAUUCCCUGUGCUGGGAGCAGGCAGUUUUCCCCAUUUAUGCAAAUGAUGCUGAUUCAUCUUGUAAAUUUGCAGUUUCAAAGGGAGACAUGCUUUCUCUCCAUGGAGAGCUUUCCAAAGAUUGUCUGAAGUUCAAUUUUUGUGGAAUUAACUCAACAAAACUAGUUUUUGAAUCUAAAGUUAGUGCUGUACCAUCACAAAGGGAGAGUCAAACUGCAAUAAUAAUGAAUCCCUCAACCAAGAGUGACCAUGAAGAGGUUGUGGCAAUCAUUCCACCAUCAUACAUGCGGCGCCUGAAUGACACUCCCUUCAAUAACCUCUAUGAUGAAGUCAUCUCAGGAGCUGUUAACUCCUUGAAACUGAAACAGCAUUUAUGCAGUGGCAAUGAAAAUCCAUGUAAAGAUGGUGUAUGUAAUGUUCUUGACAUCACUUAUGGCCCUGCUUUGUUUUCUCAUUUUGCUGCAAGAGGGAAGGCAGACCACGUCUUGAUAUUAAAUCCUCACAACACAGAUUGGAUAGAACAUAUUUCACAUGGAAAUGAUUUGCCAAAAGUUAUUGAGAAAGGCUCAGAAAAACUUGAAGAAAUCGCUAAGGAGGGAAGAAUUUGGAAUUUACUUGUCAGUGACGUUGUAGAGCCAUCAGGCAUCAUUCGUCAGCAAGUUAUUGAAGACAUUGUCUUUUCAAGGGGAUGUCUGCUCAGACCACAAAAUUUUCAAACUAUUCCUAUGGGAUUCACUGUCUACUGCAUGUGCAUUGAAUCUUCUUUCCUGUUUGCCAAUUGUCGUGUACUUGACCAGGACAGAACACUUGGGCUUGAGAUUGGUCAGUUUCUGAAUGAUUUUCAAGUAACCACUCAGAUAGAUAUUGACCUUACAACUCUUCCUUUCUCAAGCAUCACCAACCAUAUUGAACUUUUUAGCAUAAAUUUCAUGGAGCAGUUUGAUGAGGAAAAUAAGGUACUUUCUUUACUUGAAACUCACUCUGAGAAAAAAGUAAAAGUUUCCAAGUCAGGGAGGAUUCAAGCCAUUCCCUACUGGUUUGCUCUGCACAUUGGCAAUCAACACUCACUUUCAACAUAUAGUGGAGAUUAUGCUGAAUCACAUUGGAGGCAAGCCGCUAUUGUUUUGAAAGAGGAAGUAGCUGUGGAAGUUGGACAAGAAAUUCUAAUUUCAGCAUCUUGUGUAAAUAGUAGCAUUACUCUUGAUGUGAAUGUUAUCAAAGAUUGAACAUCUAAGAUGGCAAGGAACUGAAGCAAAACAAAUGAACAGGUACAUGACUUAUAUUGAAUAGCAAUCAUUAACAUGGAGCUCAGCAUAGAUGCAACUACAUGUCAACAAAAUUUUGUUUGUAGCAAAACACAAUUAGAUUAAGUAUUUUGCAUAAGCAGACCAUGAAAAAGAACAAAUGCUGCAUUGAAUAAUCUACUUGUUCAUUUUAGCAUUAAAAUAGUCUUUAGCUAUGUCAGUAAAACCAUUUUGCAAAAAAUGUAUCUUUUAACAGUAAUUGUGUGGAACUAAAAUAUUGUUGUAUAAAUGUUGCAUUGUUGUAUAAGUUGUGCCUUGUAGGGAGCUAAUACCAAAACUUAGUGCCAUUAGAGCCAAAAUGACAGCAGCUGCCUUUGUAGUGCAAAAACCUUUAUUAAAACGGUAGAGUUAAUGUUUCUGGGCAUAGAUAUGUUUUAAGCCCAACUCACUGUCAUUUCAGCACAACCAUUUGGUGUGGGUUAAAAUGGACUCUUCAUACUCAAGAACAUAAACUCUAUUGUUUUAUUAUAGUAUUCACAUUACUAAGGCCAUUGCUGUCAUUUGUCAAUUUAGGAGGGCAUUGAGAAAAUAAGAGCUGAAAAAGGUGAUCACGAAACAGUCUGAACAAUCACGCAAACAGGUUAAUAUACAUUUUAUCCUAUCAAAAUCUCCAGUUUGGCUUGCCUAAAUUUCCACUUAAGCCUGUAAUAGGCGCCACAACACCCAACAAACUGAUAAAAAUUUCUGAAUUAUUCACUUGAAAGUGGCCAUCUGGAAAUUUGGUGUUUUACUCUCGGGGUAACUCUUGGCUUUAAGAUAAUUAUCAUUCCUGGCGAUUAAUCAAGGAUCCGUUUGCUGCUUCUUUUUCACCUUACUUUUUCCAAAAUAUCCUUAUGACAAACAUUGUAUUGUUCAGACAGACCUUGGCAAACGGUUGACACUAUCUCUAGACACCCAAGUCGAGCUAAACCAUUUUGGGCAAUUAUCGUGUUAUUUUGAAAUGUGAGAAACCGCUAAUGGUCCAUGUUAAAAAUUGAAAUGAAAUGGGAAGCUGUAACAUAUCAUUCUGAUUUGAACCCGGUGUUUGUCGCAAAACAAAAUUCUUCCGAGCCAAAAUGUGCGAAAAAAGAGAUGAAGAAUUUUGAAGGCUCGCUAGAAUAAGAACAAACGUGGCUCUUAUCCAAAUCACAAAGGUUCAAGGCUUAACACAGGAAGUGACGCAGCAACAUUUGCGGGAAAUGCGUAAUUGAAUGCUCGCGCACAGAUAUUUGCCUCUCCGAGCCCAAUAUGACUGUAAA